Molecule: messenger RNA, 4228 nt
Organism: Oncorhynchus kisutch (coho salmon)
Lineage: Eukaryota; Metazoa; Chordata; Actinopteri; Salmoniformes; Salmonidae
Product: medium-chain acyl-CoA ligase ACSF2, mitochondrial
Exons: 17
Coding region: 143-2008 (621 amino acids)
Biological process (GO): fatty acid metabolic process
Molecular function (GO): medium-chain fatty acid-CoA ligase activity
Source: RefSeq, a predicted model, not a curated record
GCGGGCAAGUGAGCGGACACUUCCAAAACGCGGUCAAGCAUAAACAUCGUUCAGCCAUCCGUCCUUCAGUUUCCUCCUGAAUUUCUGUGCGCGAAUACAGAACACUUUACGGUAUCGCGUGUUUUCUGAGCUGACUGAGGCCAUGUCAGCGGUGUGGAUCAGCUCCUCUCUACUGAGGUCCAGGGCAACUCACCUCAGACAGCUCAGUGUGUUCUCUAGAAGGGCUGUGUUACAACCUCUACAUGUGGUCUCCUCACUACAGAAGACAUGGACACCUGGGAACCCAACCUGGUGCUGUAGAUCCCUCCAUGUGGACAGUCCCCCCCUGGUCCCAGGGCAGAGCUUCAGCUACGUCCAUGGGGCCUCCUCAGUGUCCCUGCUGGGCCAGACGGUGGGUCAGAGUUUGCAGGCGGCAGCUGACCGCUGGCCCCACAGAGAGGCCCUGGUGUUCCUGCAGGAUGGAGUCCGUAAGACCUUCUCCCAGUUUCAGGAGGAUGUUGACCAGGCCGCUGCAGGUCUCCUGGCCCUGGGUCUGAAGAGAGGGGACAGACUAGGAGUCUGGGGGCCCAACACAUACCACUGGAUCCUGUUUCAGUUUGCCACAGCCAAGGCUGGCAUCAUACUGGUGUCAAUAAACCCAGCCUAUCAGCUGAAGGAGCUGGAGUUCACCCUGGGGAAGGUGCAGUGUAAAGCAGUGGUGUGUCCCACCCAGUUUAAGACCCAGAGGUUCUGUGACAUGCUGAGACAGAUCUGCCCAGAGAUGGACACAGCAGAGUCAGGGGUCUUUAGGAGCUCCAGACUACCAGACCUGCGUAUGGUGAUUGUGACAGACAGCAGACAGACAGGGACUGUACAUGUAGAGGAUGUGAUGCAGGCUGGAAGCAGACAGCACCACCAGGAGCUGCAGGACCUGCAGACCAAACUGUCCUUCGACGACCCCAUCAACAUACAGUUCACAUCCGGAACAACAGGAAAUCCUAAAGGUGCCACCCUCUCCCACCACAACAUCGUCAACAACGCCUAUUUUGUGGGUCUUCGUCUGGGAUUCAACUGGAAGCCUAUAAGAGCGUGUGUUCCUGUUCCCCUGUACCACUGCAUGGGCUCAGUGUUAGGAGCGAUGUGUUUGGCACUGCAUGGCAUCACCCUGGUCUUCCCCUCUGCUGGGUACGACAGCCGUGCCAACCUGGAGGCCAUUCAGAAUGAAAGGUGUAAUUUCCUCUACGGAACUCCUACCAUGUACAUUGACAUGCUUGGACAGCCUGACCUACACAACUAUGACCUGUCAUCAGUUGAAUCUGGGUUUAUGAGUGGGUCUCUUUGUCCUCCUGAAGUCAUGAGGAAACUCAAAACUGAUAUGAAUGUAAAUGAUAUGAUAAUAGGCUAUGGGACCACAGAGAACAGCCCUGUAACAUUCCUUGGUUUCCUGCGAGACAACGAGGAACUGAAGACCGAGACGGUGGGAUGUAUCCUGAACCACACUGAGGCGAAGGUGGUGGAUGUGUCCUCUGGAGAGGUGGUUCCUCUGGGGGAUCCAGGAGAGCUGCUGAUCAGAGCUUACUCUGUUAUGCUGGAGUACUGGGACGACCCAGACAAGACCAGUGAGGCUAUCGCCAAAGACCGCUGGUACAGAACCGGUGACAUAGCCAGUCUGGACAGGUUUGGGUACUGCCGUAUAGUGGGACGUAUAAAGGACAUGAUCAUACGUGGAGGAGAGAACAUCUACCCUGCUGAGAUAGAGAAGUUCCUUCACACCCAUCCCAACGUACAGGAGGCCCAGGUGAUUGGCGUGAGAGAUGAGAGGUUGGGGGAACAGGUGUGUGCCUGUAUCAGACUGAAGGAGGGACAGGACUGUAGCAGAGAGGAGAUCAGAGACUUCUGCAAGGGACAGAUUUCUCACUUCAAGAUCCCCCACUAUGUCUUGUUUGUGGACAGCUAUCCACUGACUGCCUCUGGAAAGAUCCAGAAGAAUAAACUGAGGGAGGAGAUGGAGAAGAAGCUGGGUCUGUGAUGGACAGAGGGACCUAGACAGACUGGGCUAAUAGCCAACCCACACUGAGCACCGUUUCCGCCCGAGGUGAUCUCUGGUUAAACCAUCAAUAAGCACAAAGAUCAUCCGCACAGUGAAUCUGAAUUACAACCACUGACAUUUAGUUGUGGCUGCUGCCAACAUGUUAAUUUUUUACUAUUUUGUCCUCUGGUGGGUAAUAUCUUCAGAUGAAUCACUUAACUAUUUGACAAUCAUUUUGUUCAAAUGAAAUGAGGCAUUUCCUUGUUUACCACAGAGAAUCUACUGUGGCAAUUGACCCUCCACAUGUUAUGAAUGGAAAGGUCAGGUUGGUGUAAUUACUUGUAUUUCCAAUGUAUGUAAUCCAUUAAUGAGUAAUCCAUCCAUUAAUAUUAUCCAUUAAUGAGUAAUCCAUUCAUUAAUAUAAUCCAUUAAUGAGUAAUCCAUCCAUUAAUAUAAUCCAUUAAUGAGUAAUCCAUCCAUUAAUAUAAUCCAUUAAUGAGUAAUCCAUCCAUUAAUAUAAUCCAUUAAUGAGUAAUCCAUCCAUUAAUAUAAUCCAUUAAUGAGUAAUCCAUCCAUUAAUAUAAUCCAUUAAUGAGUAAUCCAUCCAUUAAUAUAUUCCAUUAAUGAGUAAUCCAUCCAUUAAUAUAAUCCAUUAAUGAGUAAUCCAUUCAUUAAUAUAAUCCAUUAAUGAGUAAUCCAUCCAUUAAUAUAAUCCAUUAAUGAGUAAUCCAUCCAUUAAUAUAAUCCAUUAAUGAGUAAUCCAUCCAUUAAUAUAAUCCAUUAAUGAGUAAUCCAUCCAUUAAUAUAUUCCAUUAAUGAGUAAUCCAUCCAUUAAUAUAAUCCAUUAAUGAGUAAUCCAUUCAUUAAUAUAAUCCAUUAAUGAGUAAUCCAUCCAUUAAUGGGUAAUCCAUUCAUUAAUAUAAUCCAUUUAAUGAGUAAUACAUCCAUUAAUAUAAUCCAUUAACUUGCCUUUAUAAUCAAAAGGGGAACAUACAAUAUCCCUGAACUGUCCACAUCUAACAUUGGUAACUAAAUCAAGCCAAUCAUGAUUUGAGUUAAUAUAAUCUGUUUUCAUUAAGGACUAUGUGUCUGCUUCAAGGGUUGAGUUAAUAUAAUCUAUGUAAAAUGGCCGACUGUGUGUCUUCUUUAAGAGUUGAGUUAAUAUAAUCUACGUAAAAUGGCCGACUGUGUCUUCUUUAAGAGUUGAGUUAAUAUAAUCUACGUAAAAUGGCCGACUGUGUGUCUUCUUUAAGAGUUGAGUUAAUAUAAUCUACGUAAAAUGGCCGACUGUGUGUCUUCUUUAGAACCACUAAUGUUUUCUGUUCAUUCCUUUUAGUCCUUCACCAACACACGAUUCAACAUAAACAAUAGAUGCCUAUACUUUUCAGUCUCAGCCAUGUUUAGCUGAAUCAGGUUAAAGAGUCCAGCCGGGAUCUUAAAAACUACCUGCGUUUCCAACGUUCCGUUUUGAUCUCACACAUGGAUAAAACGCCACCUGUAACGUUCUUCUGCCGGAGAAAGCCACCCUAUCCUGACAUUCACCGCUUGACCUCGGCUUAAUCUGUGUCCAGGAAACUGGCCUUAAAACUGGUCCACCUCUUCCAGAACUCUACAACUAUCAUUGGGAGUGCUUGCUUAUCCUAUGAUGUCACGAACCGGCUCAAAGUUCCUAACAAAAGGGAACGAAUGACAAAAUAUAGUCAACUGAAUACAAUUAACAAUGGUGUUUAAUCAGUAGUGUGUUUUUCAUGCAUACAUGUGAUAAUGCUGGGUGUUGAAAGGUGCCAAAGCAAACAACAAAAUCUAUAAAGGUGUCUGCAUGGAGUCUCCUCCAUGAAUGGGGAAAUGAUGUAUACAUUUCAAUCAGGACUGACUAAACAGAAUACUAUUAUGUUACUGUAUGGAUGUAUGAAUCUUAUUAUAAUCUGAGUAUAAUGUGUGUAAUUAUAAUCAAGAAUCAGAACAAAGACUGUCUGUUCAUUGGUAGAAAUGAAUGAACUUAUCGUCAGACUGGCUAGAAUGCUUAUCUACACAGGGAGACCUUGGCCUGGUAGUAAAUGAUCUAAACCGGUGGUGGACGAUGUGGGAAGGCUUGUGAACUAUACUGCCAUUGUAUCAGAGUGGAGGAGGGACAGUUUAAAACCUAUGACGUCAUGUUUUAGUUUGUAAACUGUACCAUGAUCAGUACUCUCGAGAAUAAACGCUAUUGAUUGAUUUUGA